This is a messenger RNA of Opisthorchis viverrini, 1690 nucleotides long. RefSeq lists its product as hypothetical. The record is from RefSeq and is a predicted model, not a curated record. Bases 1 to 1587 code for a protein of 528 amino acids. Lineage: Eukaryota; Metazoa; Platyhelminthes; Trematoda; Opisthorchiida; Opisthorchiidae. The transcript is spliced from 11 exons.
AUGCCACCCGAAGGAAGCACGAGGGUUGGGAUACUGCUAGGUUGCCCAAGCCUAGACAGGGUAAUUCGGGAGGCAGAGGUCGGGUCCAAACCACGGCCCUUGCGGUCAGUAAAUUCGUGCUCUUACCAGUUGAACCAUUUCGGCAUUGAUAUGACUAUGAAAGACUCACUAUCAAUUUCUAAUGCCUUGCUCCUGAGGCGUUCGUUCACAUAUAUCGAAUACGCAGACGAUAUAGCUCUUCUUGGAUCUGGCUCCGUGGUAAUGCAAACAGUAGUAAAUAAUCUGAACAAAUCUGCCUCAUCGUUUGGUAUGCGCCUCACACCGCCAAAGUGUAAACUUCCCAGUGGUCUCAAGAAAAAUGAUAUUUCCAUCCGGAUUGGGAGGGCUAGAACAGCUCUUGUGAACCUGCGUCACACGUCAAGGGUCGAGUUUAGAAUGCUGCGGUGCGCUCCGUAUUACUCUACGAAUCAGAAACUUGACCGCUACGCGCUGAGGACCUCAAAAGUCCUUCAAUGUUUGUCUAUGGAUGUCUUCGGAGCAUUGCCCGGGUCUGCUGGGAACACCCGAUCAGCAAUGCUAAAGUGCAUUGAAUGGUUUUUGGAGGAAAUAACUCACCCACAUGAACUAAUCACACUCCAUGAGUUGCCUUGGUUUGGCCACGUGCUCCAUAUGCCAGUCCGACUCUUUCGAGGGGCUCCUUUUGACAACCACGUGAUUUGUGGGGAAGGUCAAACAAUGACUUUUCAGCAAAAUGUGGAAGCCAUUCGAUUACUGAGACCACAUCCCUAUCUUAACGUGCACACCGGGCUAUUUCUGAUGGACGAUGUGAAGCAAGCUUUAGAAAUCGAGUUGAAUCGGUUGAAAUUUUUGGUUGAAAAGUAUCGUCGUGAAAGACCAGUGGUAUGUUGUGCUCCAUCCCCACCACGUUGUUGUGACUACGAAUGUCAUCACGGAUGCACAACAGGUCACCAUUCUCUAAUUCAUGCCGACUGUGAUCAUCCUUACGGUCAUCGUCUGUGUCACAGCCCAUCAUGUUGCAAUAGGUCAUCAUGGUCAUCGAUUCGACCAACUGCCCCACUCUGGCCCGAAAAGAUUGAGGGAACCCCGCAUAAAAGUCGAGUUGUAGAUGAAAACGGGCCCACAGACUCCAUCGCCGUUUGCAGAGACUUGAUAGAGAGACGCAGAUUCCAGGAAGCAUUCCUCCGGUUACACGAAUUCUAUAGACAUUAUUAUCCGGCUGACGGUGAAGUCGUCAUUGAACUACGAGCUCUCCGUGCAGCUUACGAAUACACCGGAGGAUGCAAUCCUGCUCUGUGUGUUUCCCUGGAUCGUACAUUGGGUGAGGCGCUCAAAGUAGAUGCUGCUCGACGUCUAUGGGGGUCACAUUCGCGUGUAAAUGAAUUUGAUCGUCGCUAUUGGGAUAUCCCGUACUAUUCCGUAUCUGAUGCCGCAUUGAACACGACUCAUCGAGCCAGGGAUCUCGAAAGGAUUAAUCGUGAAUCUGACCGCAUUCGGGAUGAACUGGAAAGCUUGCGAGCAAAUCAGGAGGAGCGGGCGAAACAAUAUGCUCGAAUGAAUCCUCCGUGAACUGAACAAACGUGUCCCCGUCCUUCUGCAGAUAUCUAUUAUUAUUUUUGCUUUCCUGUAACUUAUUACUACAUUUUGUGCUAAUAGCUAAACUAUUUCGACA